CCUCCAAACUUUACUGCGAAGGGAGAGCACCAGAUGAGGUGUUACGCAAGGCCUGAUGUUUACCUCCCGCAGGGGCCUCCUCCCUCGCUAUAAAGCAUGACGUGGUAGGGAGAUUCGCAGAGACUGAGACUGAAGAGAGAGGCAAGCCCAGGAUAGGGGCAGAAAAGCGUCAGAAAGUUAACGCGGGAGACGGAGAGAGGGGCACGGACUCAGCAAGCAGCAGGGGCGGUCCGCCGUCUGCGCGCUCGAAGGCGGUCGCGGUGGUCGCAGAAGGGACGGCGCCCGGACGCUGGCUCCCUAUGGAGGCGCCCGAGCUGGGCCCGGGGCUAGUGGAGCGUCUGGAGCAACUGGCGACAUGCCCGCUGUGUGGGGGCCCCUUCGAGGACCCCGUGCUCCUGGCGUGUGAACACAGCUUCUGCCGCGCGUGCCUGGCCCGCUGCUGGGGGACCCCGCCGGCGACCGGCACCGAGGCGUCCCCCACCGCCUGCCCCUGCUGCGGACUGCCGUGCCCCCGCCGCAGCCUGAGGUCUAAUGUGCGGCUGGCGGUGGAGGUGCGGAUCAGCCGCGGACUGCGGGAGAAGCUGGCCGAGCCCGGGGCCCGCACGGGGAAACGCCGAGGAGGCCGCAUCCCCACCAUGGGCUGCCUGGACCCGCACGGAGAGGAUACGAGGCAGACAUGGAAAAGAUUUGAUGCCCCAACACCCAAGUCAUCUAACUCUGAGGAUGAUCUCCCUGAAGAUUACCCAGUGGUCAAAAACAUGCUUCACAGACUGACAGCCGACCUGACCCUGGACCCUGGCACUGCACACUGCCGCCUGCUUAUCUCCGAGGAUCGCCGCAGCGUCCGGCUGGCCCCACCAGGGACACCUGCGCCCCCUGAUGGCCCCGCGCGCUUCGAUCAGCUCCCAGCGGUGCUGGGCACACAGGGCUUCCGGGCUGGCCGCCACUGCUGGGAGGUGGAAACCUCGGACACUGCCUCUUGCAGAGACUCCUCCGGGGAGGAGGAGGAGGAGGAUGGGGAGAGCCUCUAUGCCGUGGGAGCUGCCGGGGAGUCGGUGCGACGCAAGGGCCGAGUAGGGCUGUGCCCCGCAGGGGCUGUGUGGGCCGUGGAGGGACGCGGUGGCCGCCUGUGGGCACUCACAGCGCCUGAGCCCACCCCACUGGGCAGCACCGGGCCCCCACCACGGCGCAUUCGCGUGGACUUGGACUGGGAGCGGGGCCGCGUGGCCUUCUACGAUGGCCGCUCGCUCGACCUGCUCUUCGCCUUCCAGGCGCCCGGCCCCCUGGGCGAGCGCAUCUUCCCACUGCUCUGCACCCGAGACCCCCGUGCCCCGCUCCGCAUAGUGCCAACGGAAGGCUGAGUCUCGCCCACAACCCCCAUUCUAGUUUGGCCCAUAACGAGGCUGCUUCCUUUUGGCCGUGGAAAUCCCCACUCAUUCCAGGGAUCACGUCCACAAGCCCACUGCCGUGUAUUGAUAAGCACCCUCACCCACCUACAUUGUCUCUUUUCUCCCAAAUAGUAAGACUUCAACUGGCCUCCAGUUUCCACAGCCACACCCAAAGUCAAAUCCAUUCCUGCCCCCCUCCUCUUGCGCCUCUUCUCCUCCACGUCUACCCCAGUACUUCCCAACUGAUCCCUCCCCUUCUACCUUCUAUUCCAGGCCUGAAUUGGGGACCAGGCCCUGACCCAUCAGUAUUGGUAAAUGGCCAGUGUUUACUACAGAGGCCCUGCUAGUCAAAUAUUUACUUCCCACCCCUGCCUCGCCUAGUCUCAAAGAAGGGCCCAGUGCCUUCUCCACAACUCUAAGGUUUGGGCUUCCCUACCCUGUUGACUCAAGAGAAACAAGAGCCUACUCCUAAAAAACAGGAGACGUGACUCUGGCUUGGGCCUUAGGGCUUUCUAGAGAGCUUAA
Messenger RNA from Ceratotherium simum simum (southern white rhinoceros), 1913 nucleotides. RefSeq names its product ring finger protein 39 (gene RNF39). NCBI's taxonomy places the organism in Eukaryota, Metazoa, Chordata, Mammalia, Perissodactyla, Rhinocerotidae. Gene Ontology annotation, molecular function: protein binding. The record is from RefSeq and is a predicted model, not a curated record.